CCCCACGACCGCCGCGCAGCUCUGGAUGACCUACAUGCAGCCCUUCAAAGGCCAAGCGACGCUGGUCGGGCCCGCGAUCACAAACGGCGGCGCGCCGCUCGGCACGGCCUGGCUCGACCAGUUCAUGGACGCGUGCAACAAGCUCGGCUGCCAGGUCGACGCCGUCGCGGGCCACAUCUACGGCUCCGCGUCGGACCCGGACUACUACAAGACGUACAUCACGAGCCUCGGCACGCGCUACGGCAAGCCCGUACUGAUGACCGAGAUCGGCGUGAGCGACACGUCGACGUCCGCCGCGGACCAGGCGGCGCUCAUCGACGAGCUCGUGCCGUUCUUGGACGGGCUGGACAGCGUGUCGCACUACGCGUGGUUUAUGGCCGCCGCGAACCUCCUCGUCGACGCCGACGGCAGCUUGAACGCCGUCGGGGCGGCGUACGAGAACGCUGCGUAGGCCGCGCCGCGCGUCUUGCUCCCCCGCUCCGCCCACCGUUUACUUUGGUUCCCUUCCUCUGUCCUUCUCGCUCUCCUCUCGCUUUCGGGAUUCGGAUGGUCACCCAGCGGGCGCGCCGGUAUCGUCCGCGGUCUGGUGGCCUUUGCGACUGUUAUCGUUCUCUGUCAUGUCGACCCACGGGCGAGGUCCCGGUUCUGUUGUUUCUCAGCUCAUGUAGAUACGUGAGAGCGCGGCUUGACCGCUAGCAUCAGUAGUAACAUGCACUUUAUGGGACGGUGUUGAGGUGGCUGCAGACCUACCUACUUUCUGCGCAAUGUCGACGCAACGUUGUCGUGGCCACUGGAGGGUUCACCGACAUCCGUUAUUGCCGAGGCGCUCGGACUGGAGCCUGUCGGCCCGCGGCGGCGGGGGGAUGGUUUUCUUUUGACGGUCCCGCGCGUGGUGAUUGGACUCUCGCAUGACUCCUCGGCACAUUCACACAAUCAUGAAGUCGCCUGUCCUCGGACUGCUUGCACUCCUCCCGCUGGUUUUGCCAGUUGCGCACGGCACUCGGGCCGGAGCGCAAGGAGUCGGUGACCAGCUGCGGUUCGAACAACAGGCUUUCAGCAGAUACGACGAUGGGCUGUUUAUUCCCUUCGGAGAGCUCAGUACGCUCUCGUUCACCGAGUUUACGGAGCUUGGGCACCCGGCUUUCCCUCGCCAUAGCGUGCGUGUCAAGAAGUCGGACUUUUGCGAUGGCACUGUGCAAGCGUACACCGGCUACAUAGACGUCCAGGCCAGGCACCUGUUCUUCUACUUUUUUGAGAGCCGCCGCGACCCCGACACGGAUGAUGUCGUGUUUUGGACCAACGGCGGUCCCGGAGGCUCUUCGAGCCUGGGUCUCUUCAUGGAGCUAGGGCCCUGCAGGGUGACGAGCCCGAACAGCACCGAGUUCCAUCCGCAAUCUUGGAACGAGUACUCGAACAUCUUCUUCAUUGAUCAGCCCGUCGACGUUGGGUUCUCCUAUGCCGAGUACGGCGAAGCUGUGUCGACCACUGUGGAGGCCGCGGACGACGUCGCAGCCUUCGUGGCCAUCUUCUUCGAGCACUUUACCAAAUUCAAAGGCAGGGCGCUCCAUCUCGCCGGUGAAUCCUACGGGGGUCGCUACCUUCCGGUGUUCGCGUCUGCUAUCUACGACCAGAACGCCAAACUGGUGGAGGCGGGAUUGACUCCUGUCAACCUCACUUCUGUAAUGAUUGGGAACGGAUGCACGGAUUUCAAGAGCAUCAUGCCUAGCUGGUACAACGCGCAGUGCGAGGACCCUACUUUCCCACCCACCCUGUCCAUCAGCGAGUGCGUCCGCAUGAAACAGCUGCUUCCUCGUUGCGAGAAACGGUACAAGGAAUCUUGCGAGGACGUCUUCGAUUCGAUCGACUGUAACGCAGCGACGGAAUUCUGCGACCGGUCGCUGAACGGCUUAUUGUACAACAAAGUCAACCCCUACGAUCGUUCUUAUCCAUGCAACGGUCUCGACAUGGACACGGAGUGCUAUCCUAUCAUGAACAACAUCAUAAAAUAUCUCAGCGACAAAACGCUGCAAGAGCGCUUGGGUGUUGAUCCUGCCCGACGCGGUCCAUUCAAGCGCCACUCAACGAAGGUCUCGUCGGCGUUCUUCGCGACUUCGGACUUCUGGAGCUUCCCAGCGCACUACUACCUCGCGGCGCUCCUCGAACGGAACAUCCGAGUCCUUAUUUACGUCGGGAAAACAGAUUUUAUUUGUCACUGGAUGGGUAACGAGAAGAUGACGCUCGAGCUCGAGUGGACCGAAAACGAGGCCUUCCGGCGCGAUCCUCUGAGGGCGUGGACGGUGAAUGGAAGCAUCGCUGGCGUGACCAGGACCGGAGGUGGACUGACGUUCGCUACGAUCGAUGGUGCUGGGCAUUUCGCACCAUAUGAUAAGCCAAUCGAAUCACUCGAGUUAGUGAACAGGUGGCUUGCGGGGAAGGAGUUGCAGUAAUAUGAGCCAACAACGGUGAUGGUCGGGGCCGUGUGGUCCAUAGGACGAGCUCCUCCGCUGACGACCGAUAUGCAUACAAAUUGCACGUCAUUCAGCUUGAGAUGAUUAGGCGUGCAUGUUCCUGAUCGUAGCACUACUCAGACGUCAAGCUAAUCAAGUUUUCAACCU
Dichomitus squalens LYAD-421 SS1 is the source of this 2615-nucleotide messenger RNA. Its product is annotated as serine carboxypeptidase. The transcript is spliced from 14 exons. Gene Ontology annotation, biological process: proteolysis. Gene Ontology annotation, molecular function: serine-type carboxypeptidase activity. Gene Ontology annotation, cellular component: fungal-type vacuole. Bases 909 to 2447 code for a protein of 512 amino acids. Lineage: Eukaryota; Fungi; Basidiomycota; Agaricomycetes; Polyporales; Polyporaceae. The record is from RefSeq and is a predicted model, not a curated record.